UUUUGUUAGUGAUCUAAACGUUGUGCGUUGAACGGCCGGCUUUCACCAAUGUUAUAGCAAAAAAUUAUUAUUUCAAAAAAAACAAAACAAAUUUUUGUGUUAUUUUUCUUUCAAAUGCAAUCAUUUAAGUUCGUAUUUUGAACGAAAAAAAUAAAUAUUAAAUUCGGAAAAUGGAUUUACAAACUGCCUUAGUAUGUGGAGCAGUGUUCGUACUUACAACAGGAGUAUUAUUAUUAAUAUCAGUAUUUGGAAUUAAAUCAAAAAGUUUUGAAGAGGCGUUAGCUGAACAGCGAGACCUAAAGGCUGGACUUUUAGGUAUUUCAAAGCAAGCAAAAUUAAAGCAUGCAAAAGAGAAGAAAUUGAAAAAGUUAAAUCGAAAGAAUAAGGAGAAAUCAUUAGUAGCGGUUUCAUCUUCAUCGGAUGGUGCUAGCGGCGAUGAAACAACUGCUUCAUCCUCAAACGAAACACCAGACGUUCUAAUCAACGAUGUAAAUACUAAAAACAUUCCCAUUAUAAAUGUCAAACCCAAUAAUAAUAUCCACGUUGAAUUUGUUAUCGACGAACCUGAAAUUAUUCCACCAGAACCUCAAGUUAUUAAAGUUGGAAGAAAGAAGCAACGUGAAUUGAAACCAAUUAAUGUACGUCCAAUCCUCGUGAAUCGUGACCCAAGUCCCGUAUCCAGUUUUACACCAAUUGAUUCACCGAAAACAUUGAAUCAUUUUGAAAAAAUUCAUCCCAAGGAUGAAAAAGAAUUACUUAAAUCUCAAAUUGUUGAGAAAACUAAUUUAUCACCGAAAACUAAAAAGAAUAAGAAUAAAAAUAAGAAUAAAGAUACUGAACAAGAGAAUAUUCCAAGUGAUGUUGUAGUCACUGAAACUAACGUCGUAUCUGGGAAGAAAAAACAAUCAAAAGAAAAUAUCAAUGAUGGUAGCAAUAAUCCAUCUCCAAAUCCUAAAAAACAAACGAAAGCAAAGAAAGAAGUUUUACAACAACCGGACAAGGUAAAGCAAGACACAUUACCAGAAAAAGUGAAAAAGGACACUUUACCUGAAAAAGGUAAAAAAGAAAAUCCACCAUCAGUGGAUAAACCAAAAGUUGAAGAGAAAGUGGACAAACAAAAAUCAAAUACUCAAGCUAAGACUACUUCAAAAUCAGAAGUUACAGAAAAAUCAAAAGCAUCGCCAACAGAAAAGAAGCAGAAUGAGAAAAAUAAGAAUAAUCAAUUGAAGAAAGAAAAUUCUGCUAUCCCCACCACAAAAAGCAAUCAAGACGUAACUAAGAAAGAUGUGGCUGAGAAAAAAGAUCAAAUAAUCGAGAAAACUAAAAAGGAACAACAAAAUAUUGACAGUAAAAAAUCUCAAACAAAAAACCAAAUCAAUUCAAUUGAAAAUGGUAACAAAAAAGUACAAUCAAAUCCAAAAAAAGUAAACAACGUUGAUGCGAAAAAUGAUAUUGAGAAAAUGAAAAAGGAUUCUGUGGAAAAACUCAAAGUUGAUAAUAUUAGUAAAAAGAAUAAUAAAGUUGUUGAGAUUAUAGAAAAAGUAACAAAUCAAGAUGUAUUGGUAGCGUAUGAAAAUGGAAAAAAAGAUUCACCUCCAUUAAAGAAAAAUAAAAAAGAGAAUUUAAUUGAGAAGAAACUUGAUAAUGAUUUGGCUGUUUUACAAGAUAAGAAGGAUGUCCAAGAAAAAAAUAAAAAGAAUACUGAAAUGUAUAAUGGAUUUAAUGGAGUCCAUCAUGUUCAAAAUGCGGUUACAAGUAAUGGUAUUUCGGCGAAGGAGAGCAAGAAGCGUAAGCGUGAAUUAAACGCUUUACAACAAAUGAGUGGUGACAAUACUGGAGUGAAUGUAAGUUUACUAGUUCCACUUGUCCGCAAAGCCGAAUUAUCACGUAGUGAAGUACAAAUUUUAAUUGAUUUACUUCUAAAUAAACAACACGAUAUGCCUGUUGCGCAUCAAGAAUGGUCCGAGGGUCGUUCAGAUCCCGUAGUUAAGUUGCGUAAACAAUUGGCUGAACGUGAAAAAGCUUUACAAGCAGAACAAGAAGCGCAUGUUGGAGUUGCUGCAAAAUUGCGUGAAAUACGUGGUGAAUUAAAUGCAUGUAUGCAAGCGAAGCGACAAUUUGAAGAGGCUAAUGUUCAAGUUUUAAAUGAUCGUCAACAAUUGAUUAAUCGUUUACAACAGAAUUUGGAACAUUUACAAGCGGAAAAACAAAUGUUAACAAAACAAUUGCAACAAUUAAACGCUAAAUUAAACGAAGAACGUCAUUCUACACGUCAAUUCCAAGAUGAGCAUGCAAAAUUACAAAAUCAACGUCAGCAAUUAGAAUUAGCUGUGUCACGGUUAACCGAACAACACAAGGAAAACGAUGCAGCAUUGAAAAAUAAGAUUGGUACAUUACAUAACGAUUUACAGGAACAAAUCAAUGUAGCAAAUGCCUUGAGACGCGAAGCUCAUGCAGCUCGAUCUGAAGCUGAUGUGUUACGAGAUAGAAUAUCUCAUUUACAGACAGCGGCUGAUCAAGCACAAGAACUUGCUCGUCAACUUGAGGAAUCACAUCAUACAGUUGCAGAAUUAGAACAACGUUUAACAAUAUCAAUGAGUAACGCACAAACAAUGAACGAACAAUUAAAUAAAUAUGAAGAUGAUAAAUUAAAAUCACAUUCUGAAAUACAAUGUUUACAAUCACAAUUAGAGUGUGCGCACAAAAUAGCAAAACAACAACAAGAGGACAACGAACGUAUCAUAACACAAUUAAAAACAGAAUUAGCAACAUUUAAACAGAAUGCCAAUGGUUCGGCAGAGGAUGAUAAACAACGUCAAGUUGAAAUAUUAAAUUUACAUAAUGAGUUGGAUUCAGCGCGGGCUGAAUUGAAAGCAUUGAAAGAUGAACUCAACCAGCAAAAAGAAAAGAAUAACGAUAUUCGACAGUUGAAUUGGAAAGUGAUGGAGGCAUUAAAUGCUGCAGAGAAAGCCAAUGAGAAUGCUAAAAAAACUUUUAAUGAAAAUAUUUCGCAAGUAAUUUCUAAAGAACAUGAAAAUCAAAAGAAAUUUUUACAACGAUUAUUCCCAGAUAUAAAAAUCAUUGGAACAACAACUCAGGAACAAUUUUUAACGGAAUAUGAAAGAUUAGUACGCGAUAUUAUUACAAAAAAUAAAACAGACGCGCAAGAUAGAAUAACAAUACAACAAAUGAAAGCUGAUUUUAUUCAACAAUCAAAGGCAAAGGAUUUAGAAUUUACAAAACAAAUGAAAGUUAUUGAAGAAAAUUUCCAGAAAGAAUUACAAGAAUGUCAGAAAAAAUCCAGUAAACAUUUAACGGAUGCAAAUGAAAAAAUUGCAAAAUUACAAGAACAAGCAAAUCGAUAUAAAACUAUUAUUGACGAUACACAAUUGACGCUGAAUAAAUUAGAAAUGAGUGUAGCAAAAGAAGAACAAAGUUGGAGAGCAAAAUUGUAUAUGAAAGACGAAGAGAUAUCACAAUUGAAAACAAAAUAUUCCCAAAUACAUUCCAAACAAAUUUUAGAAUUACAAGAAAAAUUAACAGAAGAAGAAAAACGUAAUAAAGAAUUAAUUUUACAAUGUGAACAAUUACGUGUUCGUGCGUUUGGUGCUUACGUAAAAUUAGAAGAUGAAUCAAGUAGACUUUUAUCCAGUGAACAAAAUAGAAAUGAAAAUAGUCCGGAUAGCAAUAACAGUAUUGACGAUGUUAAGUUAAAGGUUACAAAUAAUUCAAAUGGACCAGCGACAGCUGAUUCAUCGUUAAGUGAGUAUCAAUCAUCCACGUCACCUAGUCCCGCACCUUCACACAGUUCACCGCUUAAUAAUAGUAAUAACAGCGUACGAUCUUCUAAAACUAAAAAGAAAAAGGCAAAAAAAUAACAGUAUCUCAACAAAAUUUUAUUCUACGUUUAAGAAAAAAAAAAUUACUUAAAAGAACGAAGCAAUUAAUACGCUAUUUCUUACAUAAGACUUAGAAUCAUUAUAUAAUUACGGCAGUUAUUUUAAGAAUAUUUUUAUAUUAUUAUUUAAAGUAUUAAAACAAAAAACAAGAAUCAAUUAUUAAAGACG
Chrysoperla carnea is the source of this 4067-nucleotide messenger RNA. RefSeq names its product ribosome-binding protein 1 (gene alt). The record is from RefSeq and is a predicted model, not a curated record. The coding region runs from base 171 to 3878 and encodes 1235 amino acids. Lineage: Eukaryota; Metazoa; Arthropoda; Insecta; Neuroptera; Chrysopidae. The transcript has 14 exons. Gene Ontology annotation, cellular component: endoplasmic reticulum membrane.